AUGCUGAAGAGCAAAGACAGACCAACACCGCGCCCGACGUCCAUGUCGGAGGAACAAAUGGCACAGUACCUCGCCGACCUGCGCAAUGCUCGACCACCCCGACCGUCCGGCGCAAGACCGCCUCCGUCAUCAAAGUACACCACGUUGAAACGAGCGGAGUCAGACGUGGUAGAUACGAAGCCAGCAGACGACGUUUCCAGACCGGCCCUACCUUCGAGCAAUAGUAUGCCUAUCAUACCAGCUCAGUCGCUCUCCCACCGAAGAACAGAGUCUAGCUUGUCGAAACGCAGCAUGUGUUCUGCUCGUGGGCCUUUUGCCGGGCGACCUCUGGUAACACCGCCUGAGCCUGGAGUACCGACAUCGCCUGAGAAGCCAGCUAUACGUCACGCACCCAGUAUGCCGUACAUGGAGCAUGGUAUGCGGUGGAUGGAGAAGCAAGAGGCGAGAUCACUGCGGGAAGCUUUACAAGACAUGGACCUUGAGGAAGAGAAGAAGAUCCACUCGGACGCCCAAGACGAAGCAGCAGAGCUGGUGUGGAAACACAAGUACCCGGGGGCUGCUGCAGCGCCGACUGUCUUUGCCAACCCAGAUCUAAAAGACUAUCGAUCACAUCUACGAAAAGGCAGUUAUCAGCGUAGUCAUAGCCAGGACACCGCUUCGGCAGGACAUCGAACAUCGUCAGAUGGCAGUCAAAGUUCCGGUACCAGUAUCAACAACUCCAGUAAGCGAGUGUCCACGAUCGAUCGACCACGAAAGGUUAGCCCUCCGACCGGUAAUAUGUCUGUGCAGAAGAGGCGAGAGUCGGCCGGCAAGAGCUACGACCAUCUCGCAAAAGCCGUUGAAAAGGACAUUGCCAUCGCUCAUCGUAGGUCGAGCAGCGGAAGCAGGCGCAUCCUCAGUGGAGAGAAGAAGAUGUAUAUGCAUCCCAAUGACAAGAUAUGGGAAGAUCCACAGGAAGACCUCUCAACUCCUGAGAAGAGAAAGCAAGAGCCAGUCGAAGACAGGAGAGAAUCCGUGCCCACUGCAGCAGCAGUACCAUCAUACGUGCGCAAGAACCCAUUUGCUCGUGUCCGAGCACAGGCUGAGAAGCUGGAGCGCUCUAAUUCGGCACCAGUGAUAUCUUCGCUGCCGCCAACGCCUGUACUGAGGCACGAUCGUAUUGAGAUACAGCGGAACUCCCCGAGCCAGAGUCGAAAUCCGUGGUAUGUGUCGAACGAGCCAUUACCGCCAACGCCUUCAAGUGCAAGCGCCCGCGAUGCAGAUGAGGUGGCACCCAAGACGACGCCAACCAGGGAAGGCAAAGAGAUCAGAGGCGACGAUAUUCGUGCUGCGACCAGCAAGGGUCGCAAGGACUACAGCCCAAACUUGCCGCGCCCAACGAUGGUGAGCGAUAAGCCAGGACGGCCUAUUGUGAGCUUUCAGAAGGAUUACAAGCCGAAGGAAAUCGUGAUGGAAGAGCAGCACGCGGGUCCCGCACCAAAGCAAGAGCCAGAACCGUCAAAGCCCUCCCCAUACCAGAUCGCGAAGCCUGCGCCGCCGCAAGUCACUGUGAACCAUGGACCAAUGCCACCAGUUCCGACAAUCAGUGUUCCGGAUGAGCCAAGCGUUCCUUCAAUUGUGCUGCCUGAUGAUGAGCUUCAUGAAGACGCGUCAAGCUCAAGGGAUGUGCCGGAGAUCCAGGUUGAAGCUCUUACAAUCAACGUCACCGUUGCAGACAGCAGUACUGGCUCACCAACACGAAGUAAGAUACCGCAGCGACCAUUGCCGUCUGCCAGACCUUUGCCACGACACGCAGCAACGACACCACUGCCAGCCACCAAAUCAACGCCACACUACACGCCUUCGAUGCGACAAGCUGGAGCCUUAUGCGCGCACUGCGCCUUGCCUAUUGCUGGCCGAAUCCUGAGUGCUGCUGGUCAAAGAUUCCAUCCCGGAUGCUUCGUAUGUCACGAAUGCAAAACCAACCUGGAAUGUGUCGCAUUCUACCCGGAGCCAGAGAGGAAGCGUGAUGAGCGCCUGGAGCGUAUCCACAUCCGACGUUCUGGCUUCAACGUCCCCAUGCCCGAGGAUAUGAGCGAGGAGCAGUUCAUGCGACAAGAAGCCACUGAUGGAGACGACACUCUGCGCUUCUACUGCCACUUGGACUACCACGAGCUCUUCAGCCCGCGAUGCAAGAGCUGCAAGACUCCAAUCGAAGGCGAAGUCAUCGUUGCUUGUGGUGCGGAGUGGCAUGCAGGUCACUUUUUCUGUGCUCAGUGUGGCGAUCCAUUUGACAGCACCAUGCCCUUUGUGGAGAAGGAUGGGUAUGCUUGGUGUGUUGGGUGUCACACGAAUCGGUACAGCUCGAAGUGUCGAAAGUGCAAGAAGCCGGUGACGGAUGUGGUUGUCAAGGCUCUUGGGAGCGAUUGGCAUUCUAAUUGCUUUGUGUGCAUGGAAUGCAACGGCGAGUUUACAGAUGGUCGAUACUUCCUGCGCGGCAACAGUCAAGACCCGGUUUGUGUGAGUUGUGAGGAGAGGAGGUUGAAGGCUUGA
Fulvia fulva is the source of this 2532-nucleotide messenger RNA. Its product is annotated as LIM domain-containing protein. The transcript is spliced from 3 exons. The record is from RefSeq and is a predicted model, not a curated record. NCBI's taxonomy places the organism in Eukaryota, Fungi, Ascomycota, Dothideomycetes, Mycosphaerellales, Mycosphaerellaceae. The coding region runs from base 1 to 2532 and encodes 843 amino acids. Gene Ontology annotation, cellular component: Z disc; nucleus. Gene Ontology annotation, molecular function: transcription coregulator activity.